Striga hermonthica is the source of this 603-nucleotide messenger RNA. The record is from the annotation of a GenBank genome assembly. Lineage: Eukaryota; Viridiplantae; Streptophyta; Magnoliopsida; Lamiales; Orobanchaceae.
AUGCCAACCAAAAAUCAGAAAGGAAAAGGACAAGGAAAAAAGGAGAGAGGAAACGCACCAUCAACUUCAUCAUCAUCCUCAUCUUCACGGGAACCAGAUAUGGACGUCUCAGCCCUUGCCGACUUCCUGGAGUUCGCUCUCCUCUCCCGCUCAGGCUUAUGCCCCCCGCCGUCGUCGGGUCCCCUCCUCAAAACCGAAGCCCUUCAGCAGUACACCUUGGAUGGCAUGAAGCACACUUCCUCGAUUUCUGAGAAUUGGGACACAAACGAGGACAAAAUUGACCCGGGCUACGACAACUGCGGGAAUGAGGGCACCGUCGUCAAGACGAAGAACACGGCCGAGAGCGUUCACAUGAAGAUGCCGAUGCAUGGGGCGGCGAAGGAGGACGUGGAGGUGAGGGUGGAGGGCUCGGUGCUGCUGGUGGAUGCCAAGGAGGCAGGCAGCGAUCGGAUUGUUGAGAGGUACAUCGUUGAGCUGCCCAUACACAAGUGCAAGCUUGAGGAGAUCAAGGCUGUGAUGGGGGAAGAUGGGGUUCUUGAGCUGGAGAUUCCAAAGAAGAAGAAGAAGAGCGAUGGGGCUGUGAUUGAGGUGAUUAUCAACUAG